This is a messenger RNA of Lindgomyces ingoldianus, 1529 nucleotides long. RefSeq lists its product as uncharacterized. Gene Ontology annotation, cellular component: SUMO activating enzyme complex; cytoplasm. The coding region runs from base 83 to 1288 and encodes 401 amino acids. Gene Ontology annotation, biological process: protein sumoylation. Gene Ontology annotation, molecular function: SUMO activating enzyme activity. The record is from RefSeq and is a predicted model, not a curated record. NCBI's taxonomy places the organism in Eukaryota, Fungi, Ascomycota, Dothideomycetes, Pleosporales, Lindgomycetaceae. The transcript has 4 exons.
GUACCCCAGAGCUUGUUGUAUUGUAUCAGCCGUCCAAGCUUCAACUUCUCCCCACAUCCUCUCCGAUCCCGCUCCAGGAGCAAUGGCCGAGUCUGCUUCGGCUCCGGGUGCCUCCAAUGGCGCCGCUCCGGCUCCUGAUUCUGCAGGCCAGACUGUCGCAGCUAUCCCUCAGGCAGACACUAUCAGUGCAGACGAGAUCGCUCUUUACGACCGUCAGAUCCGCCUGUGGGGAGUCCAGGCGCAAGAGAAAAUCCGCACUGCCAACAUCCUCCUCGUCUCCAUCAAAGCCCUCGCAAACGAGGUCGCCAAGAACCUAGUCCUCGCGGGAAUAGGCUCGAUAACCCUCGCAGACCAUGAGGUGGUCGUCGACGAUGACCUCGGCGCACAGUUCUUCGUCUCUGAGGCUGACAUUGGCAAAAACCGCGCUGAAGCCGCCGCCCCACAAAUUCAAAAGCUCAACCCACGCGUCAAAGUAAACGUCAUCACGAGAGACAUCCGAACCGAGCAGGACGUGACCUUCUACGCCGCAUACGAUGUCAUCAUAGCCACAGACCUCGACUUCCUCUCCCUUAGCAGCCUCGACUCCGGUGCUCGACUAGCGCAUCGACCCUUCUACGCCGGUGCUUCGCAUGGCUUCUACGGCUUCAUAUUCGCCGACCUUGGAACCCACGAUUUCGUCGUCGAGCGCGAAAAGUCAAAUAGACCAACGCGCCUUGCCCCCGAAACCGCCACACGCUCCGUCAUCGGAACCACCACGAAGAAGGAGAGUGGAAAGACCAUUGAGAUGGUGAGGAAGCGAGAGCUCUAUACCCCACUGCUACUGGUCAACACCUGCCCGCUUCCUCCCGACAUGCAAAACAGCCUCCGCAAGCUCCGCAAAGUACACCCCUUGCUCACCUGCAUCCGCGCCCUUUGGGACUACCAACGCAAUGGCCACGGCAUCCUCCCCUCCCAUUCCACUACCGAUCUCCAACUCUUCACUACUAUCGCCACCGAAAAGCACAAAGAGCUCCAACUCCCCGCCGAGACACUCAGGUCCGAGUUUCUGCGCAGCUUUCUGCAGAACUUGGGCAGUGAGUUGGCGCCUGUGACGGCGUUUCUCGGCGGUCAGCUUGCGCAGGAUGUUAUUAAUGUCUUGGGUCAGCGGGAGCAGCCUAUUCAGAAUCUCAUGCUGUUCGAUGGUGAGGAGAGCGUUGGGCCGAUUUAUUCGUUGCAUCCUAUCUUUCCGGAUAAUCCCGUUCCGGCUAUGCCAACUAUAGCCCCUGAUGUCCCAGUUUUGGUAGUUUAAAGAGGAGAGGUGUGGUGGGACACUCGAUGGGUAGGCUUGGAUUCAUGACGCAUUUAGCAUUAGAUUGUGGGAGGACAUCAUAGGUGCUGGCUGCGAUCUGGGUUCAUCAAAUCGUAAUUUUGGAAUCCCUUCUGUAGGAGUGCACAAGGUGGUUAUUUGGGGCGCAUGGUACCAUGGCGGGCAGUCGGGAGUAGAUACAGUAUCGGGAUACCCUUGAAAUCUCCAAGCGAGGGAGAUAACG